Messenger RNA from Apaloderma vittatum (bar-tailed trogon), 1377 nucleotides. Its product is annotated as lysine-specific demethylase 2A-like. The transcript has 11 exons. Gene Ontology annotation, biological process: regulation of transcription by RNA polymerase II; protein demethylation. Gene Ontology annotation, molecular function: transcription coregulator activity; histone demethylase activity. Lineage: Eukaryota; Metazoa; Chordata; Aves; Trogoniformes; Trogonidae. The record is from RefSeq and is a predicted model, not a curated record. The annotation marks the transcript as partial.
AUGAGGCGGCGUUACGAGGACGACGGCAUCUCCGACGACGAGAUCGAAGGGAAGAGGACGUUUGACCUCGAGGAGAAGCUGUCCACCAACAAGUUUAACUCCACCUUCGUGGUCUUCAUGGAAGGCAAAGACUUCACAGUUGAAUACAUCCAGCGGGGCGGCCUGAGAGACCCUCUCAUCUUCAGGAGCUCGGAUGGCUUGGGGAUAAAGAUGCCAGACCCGGAUUUCAGCGUGAAUGAUGUGCGGCUGUGUGUCGGGAGCCGACGGAUGGUGGACGUCAUGGACGUGAACACGCAGAGGGACAUCGAGAUGUCCAUGGCGCAGUGGGCGCGCUACUACGAAACGCCGGAGGCCGAGCGGGAGAAACUUUACAAUGUCAUCAGCCUGGAGUUCAGCCACACCAAACUGGAGAACUUGGUGCAGAGACCCGCUACGGUGGAUUUGAUUGACUGGGUCGAUAACAUGUGGCCCAGACACCUGAAGGAGAGUCAGACAGAGUCUACGAACGCUAUCCUGGAGAUGCAGUACCCAAAGGUGCAGAAGUACUGCCUGAUGAGUGUCAAGGGCUGCUACACAGAUUUCCACGUGGACUUCGGUGGGACUUCGGUGUGGUACCACAUCCACCGAGGGGGAAAGAUCUUCUGGCUGAUCCCUCCUACGCCCCAGAACCUGGAGCUCUAUGAAAACUGGCUUCUCUCAGGGAAGCAGGGAGACAUUUUUCUUGGGGAUAGAGUGUCAGAGUGCCAGCGCAUCGAGCUCAAGCAGGGCUACACAUUUGUCAUCCCCUCAGGUUGGAUCCACGCUGUGUACACUCCCAUGGACACGCUGGUUUUCGGAGGCAACUUCUUACACAGCUUCAACAUCCCUAUGCAGCUCCGCAUCUACAGCAUCGAAGACCGCACGCGGGUGCCGAAUAAGUUCCGUUAUCCCUUCUAUUACGAGAUGUGUUGGUACGUGCUGGAGCGCUACGUCUACUGCAUCACCAGCCGCUCGCAUCUGACCAAGGACUUCCAGAAGGAAUCGCUCAGCAUGGAUAUGGAGCUGAGCUCCUCGGACUCCGUAAACAUGGAGGAGGAAGAGGAGGAGGAAGACGAUGAGGAUGCAGCAGGGAAGGAACCCCGGCGACCCGUCACGAGGCGAUCCAUUCUCACCAGCCCCAUAGCCAACGGUGCCAACGUGGACUAUGAUGAACUGGGCAGGAGCUGCCGGAGCAGCCUGCCGGCUCUGAAGAAGACCCCGUCUAUAGACUCUCACCUCACCCAGUUUGAGCUGGAGGGGCUCCGCUGCCUCGUGGACAAACUGGAGUCCCUCCCCCUGCACAAGAAGUGCGUUCCCACCGGCAUCGAGGACGAGGACGCCCUCAUCGCUGACGUCAAG